Cylindrotheca closterium is the source of this 1506-nucleotide messenger RNA. NCBI's taxonomy places the organism in Eukaryota, Bacillariophyta, Bacillariophyceae, Bacillariales, Bacillariaceae. The record is from the annotation of a GenBank genome assembly.
AUGCUAGCUAUCAAAUCAACUAUCUCACCGCUUACACGUCGUAUGGGGCUGCGAUCAUUUGCAACGGGGAAUAGCCUCAACGACAGCUUGAGCAAGGUGGACCCUGAACUUACAACUCUCAUCGAACAAGAAAAGGCUCGACAACGAAACAGUCUCGUGCUGAUUGCAUCGGAGAACUUUACUUCAAGAGCUGUUCUGGAGGCUCUAGGUUCUGUACUAUCCAACAAAUACAGCGAGGGUUACCCGGGUGCUCGUUACUAUGGAGGAAAUGAGAAUAUCGACCAAGUCGAAUUGUUAUGUCAGAAGCGCGCCUUGGAGGCCUUCAAUCUAGACCCCGAAGAAUGGGGAGUGAAUGUCCAAUCACUCUCUGGGUCACCAGCAAACUUUCAGGUCUACACUGCCUUGCUAGAAACCCAUGAUCGAAUUUUGUCACUAGAUCUCCCACACGGAGGCCACCUGUCUCAUGGUUUUCAAACACCAACCAAGAAGAUCAGCAUGGUUUCGCGCUAUUUUGAGUCGAUGCCCUACCAACUAGACCCUUCCACUGGACAAAUCGACUACGACCAGAUGCAAAAGAGUGCUGAACUGUUCCGUCCAAAGUUGAUCGUCGCCGGGGCGUCGGCAUAUUCCCGUCUGAUCGACUAUCAACGUAUUCGAGAGAUUGCUGACAGUGUUGGAGCAUUUGUCAUGUCGGACAUGGCACAUAUCUCUGGACUUGUUUCAGCCGGUGUAAUUCCGUCUUGCUUUCCACACAGCGACGUGGUGACUACAACCACGCACAAGAGCCUCCGUGGACCUCGUGGUGCAAUGAUCUUUUACCGCAAGGGUCAGAAAGCAUUGGACAAAAAAGGAAAUCCAAUCAUAUACGAUAUUGAAGAUAAAAUCAAUUUCUCUGUUUUUCCAGGUCUCCAGGGUGGGCCACACAACCACACUAUCGGGGCGCUUUCGACUUGUCUGAAACUUGCGAACACUCCAGAAUUUGUUGACUACCAAAAGCAAGUUUUGAAGAAUUGCACACGACUUGCCGACGAACUAACAAAGAGGGGAUAUGAUCUUGUAAGCGGUGGAACUGACAAUCAUCUUGUGUUGGUCGACUUGAAAUCUUCUCGAAGCAUUGAUGGGGCGCGUGUCGAAAGAGUCCUCGAACUAGCAUGUAUUGCAACAAACAAGAACACAAUUCCAGGAGACAAGUCAGCUCUCAAUCCAGGUGGUAUUCGUAUGGGAACACCAGCUUUGACAUCACGUGGAUUGAACGAGGAAGAUUUUGCUGCCGUUGCUGAAUUCUUCGACCGAGCAGUCAGCAUUGCAGUCGACCUGAAGGCCACAGAUCAAGGAAAGAAACUGAAGGGAUUCAGAGAAAUGUGCAAGGUUGGCCCAUCUGCACAUAGUGACCUUCCAAGGCUGCGCAAGGAUGUGUCCGAAUUCGCAAGUAGCUUUCCAACGAUUGGUUUUGACGAAGACGAAAUGGAAUUUGAUGGAGAGUACAACGUCGACUUUGUGGCUUGA